This is a messenger RNA of Ciona intestinalis (vase tunicate), 905 nucleotides long. NCBI's taxonomy places the organism in Eukaryota, Metazoa, Chordata, Ascidiacea, Phlebobranchia, Cionidae. The record is from RefSeq and is a predicted model, not a curated record.
GCACUGAGAACAUAUUCCAGUUUUAUUUCUGCGAAUAAUUUAUUUUGAUUCUAGAGAUGGCGAUGCAUUUCCUAUCGACCGUUUUCUUCGUCCUUGUUGUUCUUGCCUGGUCAUCAAAAAGCGAAGAAAGUCGUCGCUGUUAUGGUUUUGAUAAUCUUGCCGGACCUUUGGCUAAAGUUCGUUCGAUAAACUCAACCAACAUCGGUUACUUCGAAGGAUGUGAAAUCGUGGAAGGAAACAUGCUUUUCCUCACUUAUGCUUUUAAAGGUGACAUAUACACACAUACCCCUCCCAUGAAUACUUCGCAGUUACAAGCUUUAAGCUCUAUAAAAGUCAUAACAGGUUUCUUGUACAUUAACGCAUGGGCGGAAAAUGUGACCAAUUUCUCUGCUUUUAAAAGUUUGGAGAAAAUAGAAGGUCGAACAUUGUUUCGUAACAUUGCUGCUAUUGUCAUGCAAGGGGUUUAUGCAAACAAUGGACCACAUUAUCUUCAACAGAUUGAAUCACUUGGUUUCGCCUCUUUGAAGUCAAUAGACAACGGGAACGUGUAUAUUGGCCAAAUGCAGAACUUGUGUUACGACAAAACCGUCGACUGGCAAUCUGUAUUGAAGAAUCCGAUUCACCGCAGCACUUUUACCAAGGGACUUUUACUUAGAAGAAACAAACCGAAACAUUUAUGUAACCUGGAUUUCGCAUGUAGCGAGUGCAGUACAAGAUACUGCUGGGCCCCGGGACCUGACUUCUGCAUGUAAAAAGUCGAAAAUGGAAUGAAACAGACAUCGACGCCGGACCCGCUUGAAUUAUAAUAUAUAGAUAUAACCAAAUAUACCGAUAACAUACAUGUAACCAGGUGUGGAACUAAUAUAAUAUGUAACCUUGGUGAUCAAUAAAACGGCUUUGCCAAA